Messenger RNA from Drosophila teissieri, 2750 nucleotides. RefSeq lists its product as uncharacterized. Gene Ontology annotation, biological process: Toll signaling pathway; positive regulation of canonical NF-kappaB signal transduction; MyD88-dependent toll-like receptor signaling pathway. The transcript is spliced from 5 exons. Gene Ontology annotation, molecular function: Toll-like receptor binding; TIR domain binding. NCBI's taxonomy places the organism in Eukaryota, Metazoa, Arthropoda, Insecta, Diptera, Drosophilidae. The record is from RefSeq and is a predicted model, not a curated record. Bases 942 to 2540 code for a protein of 532 amino acids. Gene Ontology annotation, cellular component: plasma membrane.
AUCGCGAUCUGAUCUGAAAAGUGGAAAAGCUGUGCAGAUAAAUUAAUUAGCAAUUAGCCAGUGCAAACAGAGUGUUGUCAGCCGACCAGCCGAAGCAGCUGAGCUGAUAGUUCCGCCUUUGGCCCCCGCUUUCGCCAGAAGCGGAACGGAACCAAAAUAAACAAGCGAGUGAAAGGAGGUGGAGGAGAAAGAGCGCGGGAGAGUGAGCGCGAAGAGUUGUCGGAGGGGGCGGUGGCGGAGGAGCGGACAACGAGGCAGAAACAAAAGCACAAAACGCGGACAGAACCAGUCGAAAGAAAACAACAAACCGGAGCGGACGCACUCGAAAAAAGCGAAACGAAUUUAUUUCUGUGCUUAGGGCGACACUGUGUGCGUGCCACUGACUGUGAGUGUGUGAGCGUAUGAGCGUAUGAGCGCGUGUGUGUGUUGUGUAUAUUUAAACAAUAUUCAAAAAAUCAUACGCCAGACGAAUAAAAAACGCGACGAAAACGAAGGCGAAGAUCUCCUCAUCUCCUCUCGUAGCGGAGCAGACAGAUAAAUAAAAACAGAAUCCGAGAAUCCGAAAAACAACAACGCAACUGUGACGCGGCAAGGUGCUGGAGGUCACUCGGUCCAUUUCGCACCGCACUGAAGCACUACAUCAGUAUAUCAGUAAAUCAGUAUAGCAAUAUAGCACCUCCCCCCGACCACCCCAGUUUCUAAACAGUUUCGGUUCAAGCGCCCGCAAAAAACAGCACGCGCGAUCGGAAAACUCGAAAAAAAUCUACAAGCAGCACAAAAACAAAAGUAAACUCACGCGCUUCAUCGUUUUAUUGCUCGCCGCCCUCUCGACUGAUAAACGUCAGUUGAUAAAUAUAUGUAUAUCGCAUCGCAUCCAUACUAAAACAAAUACGCCAGCAAACAAACACCAAUUAUUCCAAUAAAACCAACGCCAAGUGCGAAUGCGCCCUCGAUUUGUAUGCCAUCAGCAGCACUCGGUGGCCCAAUCCCACUUCCAGCCCCACGUCCAGCCCCACUCCCACUUCCAUCGCCACCGCCAUCCCAAUCCACCCCAUCACCAUCACAUUUACGGCGCCACUGACGUCAGUUAUCGGCGUUAUCGCACCGCUAGCAUGGUGGUGGCCGAGGGAGUUAUGGACUUCGGGUCGGGGUCGGGCACGGGAACGGGCUUGGGGCACUUCAACGACACCCCAUUAUCCGCACUGGGCAUCGAGACCCGCACCCAACUGUCCCGCAUGCUGAACCGCAAGAAGGUGCUGCGAUCCGAGGAGGGCUACCAGCGGGACUGGCGCGGCAUCUCGGAGCUGGCCAAGCAGAAGAGCUUCGUCGACGAGAACGCCAACAAUCCAAUGGAUCUGGUGCUGAUCAGCUGGACCCAGCGGAACCCCCAGACCGCCAAGGUGGGCCAUCUAGAACACUUUCUGGGCAUCAUCGAUCGGUGGGACGUCUGCGACGACAUCCAGGAGAAUUUGGCCAAGGACACUCAGCGCUUCAUCAUGAAACAGGAGCAGCGGCAGACCGCUCUGGUGGAGGCGUGUCCGCCGCCUCCCUGCGACAACUUCAGCAGCAGCAACAGCAACAACAUCAGGGUGGGUCAAAGUGUGGAGAUCCUCAGCGACGAAGACCAGAGAUGUGUGCAGAUGGGCCAACCGCUGCCCAGAUACAACGCCUGUGUUUUGUACGCUGAGGCAGACAUUGAUUAUGCCACCGAGAUUAUGAAUAAUCUAGAGUCUGAGCGGUACAAUCUCAGGCUUUUCCUGCGCCAUCGCGACAUGCUAAUGGGCGUUCCGUUCGAGCAUGUCCAACUGUCCCACUUCAUGGCUACCCGCUGCAAUUUUUUGAUUGUCUUGCUCACAGAGGAAUUUUUUCGAAGCCCGGAGAACACGUACCUCGUGAACUUCACCCAAAAGAUACAAAUCGAGAAUCACACUCGCAAGAUCAUACCGAUUCUGUACAAGAGGAACUUGCAUAUACCCCCGACCCUGGGCAUUUACCAACCCAUGGGUUACGACGUGGAAUCCAAGUUGUUCAACUUCUGGGACAAGUUGGCGAGUUCGCUAUACGAUGUGAAAGCCUGUUCGAUCUACUCCCCGCGCCAGGUGCAAACACCCUCGCCGGAGGAAUCGACUCCCCGGGUGACCACUCCCAGCAUUCGGAUACAGAUCAACGACAAGGAUGUCACUGAUAUGCCAAUCUACAACAGCUGCAAAGUGCCGGAAGCGGAAACCACAGUUGUUUCGAUUUCCGGUGAUACCAGCUCACCCCUGCCGGAGCACAAACCGAAGAAAAUGACUACCUUCCGCAAAAUCAUGCACAUCACCGGAAAGACGGCGCGGAGUGAUGGGGCCAGCGCCAAAACCCUACGUCAUGCUCACUCCGUCAGCACCAUAAACGUCAUGGAGCGCGAAAGGACCAUCAGUGCCAGCAGCUCCAAUAUCUCUACCACGUCAGAGAGCAAGAAAAGUUUUAAGUGGCGUCCGAACAUCUUGAAGAAGGUUCUGUUCUCCCGAUCCAGCACCAAGCUACAGACGCCGUGCUGAGAUCAUAGCGUUAGAAUAGCCAUUCAUUCGAUUCCUUGAUUCCUUAUCGUGUGUCCAGUCUAGUUAUGGCCGCCGAGUCGCCAAUUUCGUCACCCUCCAUGUCUAGUGAUAAUCUUUAGCCUAAUCCUUAUCAAAGUCAAAUAACUUUAUAUAAUUAGACGCAUCCGGUUACUUAUAUAAGACAACAACGAAUAAAGACAAUACCACAUA